Molecule: messenger RNA, 3444 nt
Organism: Microplitis demolitor
Lineage: Eukaryota; Metazoa; Arthropoda; Insecta; Hymenoptera; Braconidae
Product: retrovirus-related Pol polyprotein from transposon 297
Exons: 1
Coding region: 1-3444 (1147 amino acids)
Biological process (GO): DNA integration; proteolysis
Molecular function (GO): aspartic-type endopeptidase activity; nucleic acid binding
Source: RefSeq, a predicted model, not a curated record
AUGGAGCAAGAAGAUGAUGAAUCAGAAGAACCAUGGGAAGAAGAAUUUCAACCAGGGUUUGAACCGGUUGAUCUUGAAUUUAAUAUGUCUUCACCGCGUCAUUUGGAACUAGGCCCAAGCCAGUUUCCAGACUCGCAGACCCCAGACACAAGUACAACACCUUCGUCUCGAGAAGCUUUUAUUCCAAGAAUACUCCAGAACCAGCCAUUGUCAGCUGCUAUUAAAUAUCGUCUAGCUGAAAGAAAAGUUUUCGUUCAUGGUUCAGGACCAAGACCACCUGAAUUUACAGCAAGAAUACCAGUCUCACUGUGGAUUUUUGGAAUUAAAUUGAAUGGUAUUUUGGAUACUGGCAGUGAGAGAUCAUAUAUAAAUGCUAAAGUGUAUGAAGACAUCAGAGAAUAUGCUUCUGGUGAAUUAAGACCAGACGAAACUCAAAAACGUGGUGUUCUAUUGGCAAAUCAUACAUUAUGUAAGAGUCUAGGUGGUGCUCCAUUUAUUAUACAAAUUGACUCGGUCGCUGGAGAACAAUACCUGAGUGUGAUUGAAGAUCUUGGUUAUUCUGUUGUGUUGGGAAUGGAUUUUGCGCUCCAAUUUGGUGUCAUAAUUAAUAGUAAAGACAGAACUUGGCAGUUCAGUGGCAAUAAUGAAGUUCACCCAUUUGAAUUUAUUUCUUGUAAAGAAAAUGCAACUAAGUGCUCGUCAAUGUCAGCUGACCAAGAAUUGGAUUUCAAGAAUUUCAUUGAACUGGAGAUGAAAAAGUUUGAAGGCAUGCCGAAUCAAGGACUUACGAAUAUAAUUGAACACGAGAUUGUCCUGAAGCCUGACGCCAACCCAGUCAGAAUUAAACCAUAUAGACGUAGUCCGGUAAUAAACGAAGAAUUAAAUCGGCAGAUCGACGAACUACUGAAGAAAAAUUUUAUAAGACCCAGCUAUAGUGUCUGGUCUUGCUCACCGGUAAUGGUUGCUAAGCCAAAUAAAACCUGGCGAUUUUGUGUUGACUAUCGACCCAUCAAUCGUGUAACUAUACCGCCAGCUCAUCCACUACCUAACAUGUUACGUAUCCUCAGCGCGCUUCAUGGUGCGGUUUACAUCAGUACGAUGGACUUGAAGGAGGCCUUCCAUCAGAUCCGCAUGGCAGUUGCGUCGAUUCCUCUCACCGCUUUUUCUGUGGAAGGACGAGGGCAAUUCGAGUGGUUACGGAUGCCGUAUGGACUAGUAGGUGCUCCUAGCACAUUUCAAAAAGCAAUGGACGAGCUGAAGGAAAGAUUUCACAAACUUUUGGUGGAACGUAAUUUACCAACUAGUUGGGCUGAUCAAGUCUUCGCAUAUUUGGAUGAUUGGAUAGUAAUCAGCGAGACCAUGGAAGAACACAAACAAAUUUUGGCUUUAGUAUUUGAAGUAUUUCGAGAUGCUGGUCUUCUGAUAAAUCCAGAAAAAUGUAAAUUCUGUCGCCCAGAAGUGAAGUUCUUGGGAUUUCUAGUCAACAAAGAUGGACUACAUACAGAUCCAGAUAAAAUUGCUCCGAUUGUCAACUAUCCUAGACCAACUAAUAGGAAACAGCUGCGAAGUUUUCUGGGACUAGUGAACUGGUACCACAGACAUCUACAAAACGUAGCCAAAGCUCAAGGACCGUUAAAUAAAUUAACUGGUGUAACCACAGAGUGGAAGUGGGGACCCGAGGAAGAAGAAUCGUUCAAUAAAUUAAAACGUGCAUUAAUCGAUGCUCAGCCAUUGUCUGUACCUAAAGUUGGACUGCCGUAUUAUCUUUAUACCGAUGCAUGUGAUACAGGCCUGGGAGCAUUCCUGGUACAACGUGAUCCUGAGACACAUAAGGAAUAUUUAAUUAUUUGUUUAAGUCGUCAGCUUAAGGGUGCUGAGACUCGGUACACCACCACAGAGAAAGAGUGUCUGGCAGUUGUCUGGGCAGUACGAAAAUUACGCUGUUAUCUAGAAGGGACUCCAUUUACCGUCGUCACCGAUCAUGCAGCAUUAAAAUGGUUACAUUCACUGCGAGACCCGAACGGCAGGCUAGCUCGUUGGGCUAUGGAGUUGCUUUCACACCAGAUAACUAUCGAACAUCGAAGAGGCACUGAAAAUGAAGGUCCUGAUGCAUUGUCACGUAUAUAUGAAGAAAACACUCCAGAAGAUUGGUUGGACAUCAAAGGUCAGCUUGAAUCUAACCACUGUCUACACUUGCAAGUAUCAAAUUGGUAUGCAGUUAAAUUUAAUAACGUACGUCGCAAUCCAGGGAGAUUCCCGGAUUGGCGUAUCGUUGAAGAUCGACUUGAAUAUCAUCGUCCAGAUCCAUUAAAAUCUAUCGUUGGAGACGAUAAUGCUUGGAAAGUGGUUUUGCAAGAUCCGGAGAUACAAGAAGUCCUCAAGAAACAUCACGAAGACCCAGAUGCUGCACAUCUAGGGCGAGACAGGAUGUAUGAGCGCAUUAAGGUCCAAUACUACUGGCCUGGUAUGUACCAGGAUGUGGACAGUUACGUGGAAGCUUGUGAAGUUUGUAAGCAAGCAAAAUAUAAACAGUCAUCAUCAAAAGCUCCAAUGCAAACUCGACAACCCAUAAGACCUUGGGCAAUUGUCGCUGCUGACGUAACUGGACCGUUCACUCGAUCACGUAAAGGACACCAGUACAUACUGGUUAUUCAGGACUUAUAUACUAGGUUUAUUGAGCUUUAUCCUUUACGUCGUCAUACUGGUGCAGCUGUUUUGGAGGCAUUUAAACGCACAUUUUCCUUACGAUCAUACCCGCUGUUUUUGGUGACAGAUAAUGGCAGGGAAUUUGUAAACGAGACCGUACAGGAUUAUUUAAAAUCAGUUGGCGUGAAAUUUACACCAUUGGCAGUCGCUCAUCCUCAAGCAAAUCCUGUGGAACGGAUUAAUCGUACAAUAAAACCAAUGAUUCGAUCUUACAUUAAUAAAGACCAGACCAGAUGGGAUGACCAUCUAGGGGAAAUUCAACUGGCUUAUAAUAGCUCAUAUCAUACGUCGUUAAAAUUAUCUCCAUAUUUCUUAGUGCAUGGCCAAGAGCCUAGGCUAUCUGACAAGUUAACUGAGCUGGAAAUGGAAGAUUUUAUUCCGGAUAACGAGGAGUGGAAGCAGAGAGUUCAGCGACUAGAUGAACUUCGGCACAAAAUUGAAAGCAUCAUGCGAGCCGAACAAGAACGUCAAGCUACUUAUAAGAGUCCAGAAUCUAAAAUACCAGAAGUUAAAUUAGGUGAUAGGGUCUUCUACCCAAACAGAAAACUUAGCAAUAAAAGUCAAAAAUAUAGCGCAGGUCUCGGUAUGAAAUACUUAGGUCCGGCUACCGUUAAGAAAAUCAUUAGUCCGCUAGUAGUAGAACUUAGUAAUGAUGCGGGUAAAUCGCUUGGUACUCAUUAUACACCGGAUUUAAAAUUACCGCGCCGGAGCACGCGUAUUGCUAAUAAGACGAAAUAG